This is a messenger RNA of Balaenoptera acutorostrata (minke whale), 3422 nucleotides long. RefSeq names its product putative homeodomain transcription factor 1 (gene PHTF1). The transcript has 19 exons. Bases 539 to 2827 code for a protein of 762 amino acids. The record is from RefSeq and is a predicted model, not a curated record. Gene Ontology annotation, cellular component: endoplasmic reticulum. NCBI's taxonomy places the organism in Eukaryota, Metazoa, Chordata, Mammalia, Artiodactyla, Balaenopteridae.
CUGCGGAGCUGCUGUUGCCUAGCUCUCGGCCGGCUGAGUCACGUCCCUUCCAGGCCCGGCCUAGCGAGGACGCGCGCCCGCCGCCCCGAAGCAGCUGCCACCCGGGCCUUGGGACCUCUGCACUUGACUUUUUCCAGCGGGCACAAAGCCUUUUGCCGUUGCCGUAGCGACUGGCAGCCUAGCUAAGACCGCCUUCACUUUCUAUCCCCCUCCUUUCCUAGCUCAUUCUUUGCUUAUUUUAGGGUCUGUCCGAUGACCCUAUAGGUCGGGCUUGGAGGGCGCCGGCUCUCUGGCAACAGACUGCCCUCCUCUGGGCGCUGGGCGGCCGGCUGCCUCCGAGGCUGGGGCGGCCUCCGCAGUCUCCAUGGUAACGGCCCAGACGGCUUCUCCGCCUCGGGGGGAAGAUGAGGCCUGCCUGGCCCGCCGCCUCGCCCCCGGCCUCAUGGCCGGGCCGGGGCCACUGAGGAGGAAGGUCCCGGCCGCCGGACUGCGGGGCAGCGGGCACCAGUGAAAUCCCAUUCUCCGGCUGGAGACACAGAUGGCCUCAAAUGAGAGAGAUGCUAUAUCGUGGUACCAAAAGAAGAUUGGAGCAUAUGAUCAGCAGAUAUGGGAAAAGUCAAUCGAACAGACUCAGAUUAAGGGCUUCAAAAACAAACCAAAAAAGAUGGGUCACAUAAAGGCAGACUUGAUUGAUGUUGACUUAAUCAGAGGCUCAACAUUUGCCAAAGCCAAACCUGAAAUUCCGUGGACAUCUCUGACUCGGAAGGGGCUUGUUCGAGUUGUAUUUUUUCCAUUUUUCAGCAAUUGGUGGAUUCAGGUUACCUCUUUAAGAAUCUUUGUUUGGCUGCUACUGCUUUACCUCAUGCAAGUUAUAGCACUCGUGUUCUAUUUUAUGAUGCCUAUUGUGAAUGUAAGUGAAGUACUUGGACCCUUGUGCCUUAUGUUACUCAUGGGAACUGUCCACUGUCAAAUUGUGUCUACUCAGAUAACAAGGCCAUCGGGAAACAAUGGAAAUCGGAGAAGAAGAAAAUUACGAAAAACUGUAAAUGGUGAUGGGAGCCGAGAAAAUGGAAAUAACUCCUCUGAUAAAGCCAGAGGAACAGAAACUUUGGAAUCUGCACCCUUUAAUGGUGGUUUUUGGGGGACUCUCUUUGGCAACAGGAUGAAAAGAGUAAAAUUAAUAUGUAGCAAAGGGACAGAGACUGACAAUGACUCAGGUUGUCUGCAUCCUAUCAUCAAGAAGAGACAGUGUCGACCAGAGAUUAGAAUGUGGCAAACAAGAGAGAAAGCAAAAUUUUCAGAUGGAGAAAAGGGAUGCAGGGAGCCGUUCGGGCGUUUGGGCAAUGGGAUUUCAGAUGAUCUGUCAAGUGAGGAUGAUGGUGAAGCCCGGACACAGAUGAUGGCACUGCGGAGGAGUGUGGAAGGGGCCUCAAGUGACAACGGCUGUGAAGUUAAGAAUAGGAAAUCAAUACUUUCAAGGCACCUAAACACUCAGGUAAAGAAGACCACUUCCAAGUGGUGUCCUGUUGUGCGGGAUUCAGAUAGUCUGGCUGAAUCAGAGUUUGAAUCGGCAGCCUUCAGUCAGGGCUGUAGAUCUGGCGCGAGUGGUGGUUCUCGAAGCCUCAACAUGUUGAGAAGAGACUCGGAGAGCACCCGUCAUGACUCGGAGACAGAGGAUAUGUUAUGGGAUGACCUGCUGCACGGCCCUGAGUGCCGGUCGUCUGUCACCAGCGACAGUGAGGGGGCCCACGUGAACUCCCUUCACUCAGGGACCAAACGUGACCCCAAAGAGGAUGUUUUUCAGCAGAACCAUUUAUUCUGGCUUCAGAACUCAAGUCCUGCCUCUGAUCGAGUUAGUGCAAUAAUCUGGGAAGGGAAUGAGUGCAAAAAGAUGGAUAUGUCUGUGUUGGAAAUAAGUGGCAUCAUCAUGAGCAGGGUUAAUGCGUAUCAGCAAGGAGUAGGUUAUCAGAUGCUGGGAAAUGUCGUCACCAUCGGAUUAGCAUUUUUCCCUUUUUUACAUCGACUGUUCCGAGAGAAGAGCCUUGACCAGCUAAAGUCCAUCUCAGCUGAGGAGAUCUUGACUCUCUUUUGUGGGGCACCACCUGUUACACCUAUUAUUAUUUUGUCUAUAAUUAAUUUUUUUGAACGACUGUGUCUUACUUGGAUGUUUUUUUUCAUGAUGUGUGUGGCGGAGAGAACAUACAAACAGAGAUUUUUAUUUGCAAAACUCUUCAGCCAUAUUACUUCUGCCAGGAAAGCUAGAAAAUAUGAAAUACCUCAUUUCAGACUUAAAAAGGUGGAGAACAUUAAGAUAUGGUUAUCAUUGCGUUCCUUUCUGAAGAGACGGGGCCCACAGCGAUCAGUGGAUGUGGUUGUGUCUUCUGUCUUCCUACUGACACUUUCCAUUGCUUUCAUUUGUUGUGCCCAGGUUCUCCGGGGACAUAAAACUUUCCUAAAUGAUGCUUAUAAUUGGGAGUUUUUGAUCUGGGAAUCAGCUUUACUACUCUUCUUACUGCGCUUAGCCUCACUGGGGUCUGAAACCAAUAAGAAAUACAGCAAUGUCUCAAUAUUACUUACCGAACAGAUUAAUUUAUAUCUUAAAAUGGAAAAAAAGCCGAAUAAGAAAGAACAGCUUACUCUAGUAAACAAUGUAUUAAAGCUAUCCACCAAGUUGUUGAAAGAGCUGGACACACCAUUUAGACUCUAUGGACUGACAAUGAAUCCCUUGAUCUACAAUAUCACACGAGUAGUUAUCCUUUCUGCUGUCUCAGGUGUUAUAAGUGAUCUUCUAGGAUUUAAUAUAAGACUGUGGAAAAUUAAGUCAUAAGCUGAGUCAUGUGCCCGGACUUUCUCCCCUUGCUGGCAUCAGUGCUUAACCCAUUAAGGAAAGAAAUGACUGCAAACCCAUGAGACACCCACCUGCUUGUUCACACGGAGAGGAGCCCUCAGCUCUACCUAAUCUAACGAAUGGUGUUUUCAGAGGAACAGAGCCUUUUCCAACUGGGUGUGCAUGCUAAAAACCUGUAUUUUCAUGGUUUUCAAAUAGUAUGAAUAGUCAGGAGACUGAAGACUGUUGUGUUAUAGUAACUUAAGGACAACUUUUUAAGUUAAGAAAUUUAUUCUGGGCAUUUCAGUGCUGUGACAGUUCUGUUUAUUGGAAAUAGUCUUUUGGGUAACUAUGGCAGAUGCCCAAAGCAUGAAGCAAAAUCCUUUAUUGGAAAUAUGCAAAUUCAGUACUUUUCUAUUACAGUCUAUAGAAUUGGAGAUUUCAUUUCUCUAGCAAAGAGAGAUCAAGUUUAAACUAUUUUAGGUUGAACCUGAAUAAAAGAACUUUAUUGCAGAAUUUCAGUUUCUAGGCUUUUUUGUUGUUGUUGAAAGAAAAAAAUAACCUUUUAAACUGUGAUUUUCUGUUAAACUGUGGA